GCCUACUUGCUUCGCAGUCUACUUCUGUGAACAAAUCGAACAUACCCUUUCACCACAAGGAAUUCUGGGAAAUUGUUAAAAAAUGGCGGAUGAAGUUGAACAGGUUGGCGUUAGCUAAACGUUUUAUUGUCAAUCUUUCUCUGUGCAAAACAUUUAUUUAGAUUCGAGUAGAGAAAUAGACUUGUACACCAGUUUAUAUCAGUAUAUUACGGCAACCAGCUAGCCAACAGCAUCAUUGCAAAAACAUGGGUGGGGACUUUAUUUGUGGAGGACAACAGUGGCUAGCUAGCAUGGUAAUUAGCUAGCUAGUUAGCAGCUGUCGCUAUCAAACAAGCGUAGUAAGCUAGCAUAUUAGCUAGUUCGCUAACUAGACACGAAUGUUGCAUACAAUCGAAUUUCCCCCCCCAGGGCUUUAUUGUUACAUUAAAUGUAUUCAAAUCUAUAGUCUAUGGAUGAAAAGUGAUUCUAACCCCAGUUAGGCUACUUAUUGACAACCAUGAACACUAGCUAGCUUACUAUUUAGCAUGAAACCGACAUCUAGUGUGAACAACUCCUUUCCCCAUUUACUUUCUGUUGCAGCAAACGACCACCAACACAGUGGAGGAGCCCCUGGAUCUGAUCCGGCUCAGUUUGGAUGAGAGGAUAUAUGUUAAGAUGCGAAACGACCGAGAACUCAGGGGCAGAUUGAAUGUAGGUAGUUGUAAGACAGUGGUGAUCAUCUUGGUUGCUUUUGUAAUGUUGCCAAACGUUUGAACAAUGAUGUAUUCUAAUGUGUAUAGCUGUCGUCCUGAGUGUGAGCAUUUGCACCUUGUCUCGCCAAACUAUAGGCCUGCAUAAGUCUAAUGCGGUUUGUCUUUUUUCCAGGCCUACGAUCAGCACUUGAACAUGAUCUUGGGAGAUGUGGAGGAGACGGUGACAACAGUAGAGAUUGAUGAGGAGACAUAUGAAGAAAUUUAUAAGGUAUGAAAAAGGGCAUCCACCACCUUCUCAACUGCAGAAAUUUCUUUAGUGCAGGGUUCUCCAACCCUGUUCCUGGAGAGCUACCCUCCUGUAGGUUUUAACUCCAACCCUGUUCCUGGAGAGCUACCCUCCUGUAGGUUUGAACUCCAACCCUGUUCCUGGAGAGCUACCCUCCUGUAGGUUUUAACUCCAACCCUGUUCCUGGAGAGCUACCCUCCUGUAGGUUUUAACUCCAACCCUGUUCCUGGAGAGCUACCCUCCUGUAGGUUUUAACUCCAACCCUGUUCCUGGAGAGCUACCCUCCUGUAGGUUUACGCUCCAACCCUGUUCCUGGAGAGCUACCCUCCUGUAGGUUUUAACUCCAACCCUGUUCCUGGAGAGCUACCCUCCCGUAUGUUUACCCUCCAACCCUGUUCCUGGAGAGCUACCCUCCUGUAGGUUUACCCUCCAACCCUGUUCCUGGAGAGCUACCCUCCUGUAGGUUUGAACUCCAACCCUGUUCCUGGAGAGUUACCCUUCUGUAGGUUUGAACUCCAACCCUGUUCCUGGAGAGCCACCCUCCUGUAGGUUUGAACUCCAACCCUGUUCCUGGAGAGCGACCCUCCUGUAGGUUUGAACUCCAACCCUGUUCCUGGAGAGAUACCCUCCUGUAGGUUUUAACUCCAACCCUGUUCCUGGAGAGCUACCCUCCUGUAGGUUUGAACUCCAACCCUGUUCCUGGAGAGCGACCCUCCUGUAGGUUUUAACUCCAACCCUGUUCCUGGAGAGCUACCCUCCUGUAGGUUUGAACUCCAACCCUGUUCCUGGAGAGCGACCCUCCUGUAGGUUUUAACUCCAACCCUGUUCCUGGAGAGCUACCCUCCUGUAGGUUUGAACUCCAACCCUGUUCCUGGAGAGCUACCCUCCUGUAGGUUUUAACUCCAACCCUGUUCCUGGAGAGCUACCCUCCUGUAGGUUUACGCUCCAACCCUGUUCCUGGAGAGCUACCCUCCUGUAGGUUUUAACUCCAACCCUGUUCCUGGAGAGCUACCCUCCUGUAGGGUUUAACUCCAACCCUGUUCCUGGAGAGCUACCCUCCUGUAGGUUUACCCUCCAACCCUGUUCAUGGAGAGCUACCCUCCUGUAGGUUUUAACUCCAACCCUGUUCCUGGAGAGCUACCCUCCCGUAUGUUUACCCUCCAACCCUGUUCCUGGAGAGCUACCCUCCUGUAAGUUUACCCUCCAACCCUGUUCCUGGAGAGCUACCCUCCUGUAGGUUUUAACUCCAACCCUGUUCCUGGAGAGCUACCCUCCUGUAGGUUUACGCUCCAACCCUGUUCCUGGAGAGCUACCCUCCUGUAGGUUUUAACUCCAACCCUGUUCCUGGAGAGCUACCCUCCUGUAGGGUUUAACUCCAACCCUGUUCCUGGAGAGCUACCCUCCUGUAGGUUUACCCUCCAACCCUGUUCAUGGAGAGCUACCCUCCUGUAGGUUUUAACUCCAACCCUGUUCCUGGAGAGCUACCCUCCCGUAUGUUUACCCUCCAACCCUGUUCCUGGAGAGCUACCCUCCUGUAGGUUUACCCUCCAACCCUGUUCCUGGAGAGCUACCCUCCUGUAGGUUUGAACUCCAACCCUGUUCCUGGAGAGUUACCCUUCUGUAGGUUUGAACUCCAACCCUGUUCCUGGAGAGCCACCUCCUGUAGGUUUGAACUCCAACCCUGUUCCUGGAGAGCGACCCUCCUGUAGGUUUGAACUCCAACCCUGUUCCUGGAGAGCUACCCUCCUGUAGGUUUUAACUCCAACCCUGUUCCUGGAGAGCUACCCUCCUGUAGGUUUGAACUCCAACCCUGUUCCUGGAGAGCGACCCUCCUGUAGGUUUGAACUCCAACCCUGUUCCUGGAGAGCGACCCUCCUGUAGGUUUGAACUCCAACCCUGUUCCUGGAGAGCUACCCUCCUGUAGGUUUGAACUCCAACCCUGUUCCUGGAGAGCUACCCUCCUGUAGGUUUUCAACUGUGUGUCUGAGAUCUAACCCAAGGAUAGCUGUUGUGGCUGAAUUGUUGUCUAUUUCUGUCGUUAAAUGUCCCCCUGGAGAAGGGAUUUGUAGAUAUUUGCAAAAAAAUUUUAUACACUUAUUACUCCUAGAAAAGGAAUUGGUGUUCUUGUUUGUCAUGGAUCUCUAAACCAAGUCGAAGUUACGAUCAAAUCUAUUUUUCAUGAAAUUCUGCGUUGUCUAUAGUUGUAGUGUGCUGGCGCUCUUACCAAGAUUUCUGGACCCCCGAAGAGGUACUUAGACAGCCCUAGGAAUCUAACACUGAAAUGCUGAAAGAAGGUUCAGGACGGCAACGUAAUUCCUUAAUGUGUUUUUCUAUUUUUCAGUCAACGAAGAGGAACAUCCCCAUGUUGUUUGUGAGAGGUGACGGAGUUGUCUUGGUAGCUCCUCCACUCAGGGUGGGCUAGCAGCUCACCAUGUUCUGCUGCGUUCCUGGAUCCUGAAGGAUAAAAUGUUUUGUUGACAAAUCACAGAUAAUUAUUUAGUCGUUACAUUUUGUGAGUUUUGAAUGACCAAUGAUUGGAAGUUAAUGCAGAAGUAUUGUUUGGCCUUGUAUUUUAGUUGGAUCGCUGUGGGAAUUGUGUAAAACAUUGAUAUUCCCCCAUAAUAUUAAAUGCAUAAACCAAGGUAAUGGUUUAAUUCAGGAUUUAAAUUGUUCCAAAUACCACGUCCAUUCCCCAACAUUUUUAGUUUAAUUUAAUUUCACAAGCUCCACUGUACUGCACAGUAUUUUAAUUUCUGUCAAAGUUGUGCUCAUUUAUAUUUUUUGUAAUGAACAUGUGAACUAUGCUGAGACAAGAAAUGAUGUCCUCAGAUUCUCCAGUAUUCGUUUUGUUAUCAAGGUUCAGUCUGAUGCUCACUUGAAUAAAAAAGUAAAACCAUGUUAAUAAAGCUCAGUCUUGACUAUUAA
Messenger RNA from Coregonus sp. 'balchen', 3903 nucleotides. NCBI's taxonomy places the organism in Eukaryota, Metazoa, Chordata, Actinopteri, Salmoniformes, Salmonidae. The record is from the annotation of a GenBank genome assembly.